Polyodon spathula (Mississippi paddlefish) is the source of this 2179-nucleotide messenger RNA. RefSeq names its product RP2 activator of ARL3 GTPase (gene rp2). The record is from RefSeq and is a predicted model, not a curated record. NCBI's taxonomy places the organism in Eukaryota, Metazoa, Chordata, Actinopteri, Acipenseriformes, Polyodontidae. The transcript is spliced from 5 exons. Gene Ontology annotation, cellular component: cilium; periciliary membrane compartment. Gene Ontology annotation, molecular function: GTPase activator activity. Bases 146 to 1210 code for a protein of 354 amino acids. Gene Ontology annotation, biological process: post-Golgi vesicle-mediated transport.
CUCGCGCAGUUCUAUUACAGCCUUAAAAAAAAAAAUUAGCAGACGUGAAGCUUCUGAUUUUACUCACUGUGGGCAAGCCUGGCUUAGCUUAUUAUCUGCUAUUUUAUUUCGCAUUUCAAAUAGGAAGUCACUCCUGACAAAGAAAAUGGGUUGCCUUUUCUCAAAGAAAUCAAAAAGAAAACCCGAGAAAGAGCAAGAGGCGGCGGCCACUGCAAACGAAGAGGUACCAAAACAAUACAGCUGGGACAAACGAGAGAAGGUUGAUCCAAAAGACUACAUGCUGACCGGCCUCAAGGAUGAAACUGUAGGUCGUUUGCCUGGCACGCUCAAUGGACAACAGUUUGCAAUUCAAGACUGUGAGAACUGUAACAUUUACAUAUUUGAUCACUCGGCCACCAUCACCAUUGACGACUGCACCAGCUGCAGGUUAUUCCUGGGGCCUGUCAAGGGCAGUGUGUUUUUCCGAGACUGCAAGGACUGCAAGUGCGUGGUGGCGUGCCAGCAGUUCCGCACCAGGGACUGCAAGAAGAUGGAGGUGUUCCUCAGCUGCGCCACCCAGCCCAUCAUCGAGUCCUCCAGCGGCAUGAGGUUCGGCUGCUUCCAGUACUACUACCCUGAGCUCGCCUUCCAGUUCAAAGAUGCCAACUUGAGCAUUUUCAACAACAACUGGAGCAACAUUCAUGACUUUACACCCGUGUCCGGGGAAACAAACUGGAGCCUGCUGCCCGAGGACACCGCGGUGCAGGACUGCGUCCCCCUGCCUGACACGGACGGGUUCAAAUCGGUGAGGGUCUCCACAGAGGCCAGCAGGAGCAUCGUCCCAAUAACCAGCGGCCAGCGGAGGAAGAACAGCGAUGAGUCCUGCCUCUUUGUGUUCUUUGCUGGUGAUUAUACCACAGCUAAUGCAAGGAAACUGACCGAUGAGAUGGUUGGAAAAGGCUUUAUUCUUGUGCAAACUAAAGAGGUUUCAAUGCGACCAGAAGAUGCCAACAGAGUAUUUCAGCAGAAUGCAGAAGGCUUCACCUCUUUGAUUGAAAAAGGUCCCGUUGUAGCUUUGGAGUUUAACGGAGAGGGGGCAGUGGAGGCAUGCCGCAGUGUGGCAAGCGAUGUCUUCAGCAGCGCCAAGGUCUAUGUGUCUGAAAACAAGGCUUCAGCUUGCAGAGAUGUGGACAAUUUCUUCAACUUUGCAGAUAUGCAGAUGGGAAUUUAAGAUCACAUGAAAAAUAAAAUGGUUACAUCAUCUCUCAAAUUCGUUUCUUUUAAACUUAUGAAAUUUAGUUUUCUAAGUCUUUUCUAACACUAGCAGUAUUGUGUGUUUUACUUGUAUUAUUAUUUGGAGCUUAACACUUUUUUUGUUGUUUUCUAAAGAAAUUUGAUUGUGAUAAAUAAAAAUAACCAAAGCAUUGCAUAAUGUGUAGCAAGGCGUUGGUCGUCUGUGUUUAACUGCACUAUUUAUUUGAUAGCUGGGUUGCCAAGGGUUAUCUCUGCGUAAAGAAUGUCAUUUCUGUGCAUGGAUUGUGUUUUGUAUUUCAUUCCGUUGUACAGUUCUUUUGACAUGUCCCUAUAUGUCUUGCAUUAUUAAUGUACGUUUCUUUUAAUAGAUGGGACAAAAAACAUGUAUUUCUUCUUUCUUAUGAACAAACUGUUCCUCGUCUUUUUUUUUUUUAAAACAAUUAAAAUGUCUAUUUUUCACAAAUUUAUUAUUUUAAAAAAAAAAUCAAUAAAUCCAAAUUUUGUAGUAGCUUUUGUAGUAUUAUAUUAUAAUGUAAUAUUCAAUCAUUAGUGAAUGGAAAUGUAAAGGCAGUGUCCUUGUAAGAAACAUUUUGACUUAUUUCUACUGGGAUCCAUUUCCAUUUGUCUUCAUUCCAUAAAAUGGCUUGUUUUGUUGACUACAACAGAGUUUGUAUAGUGAAUGUAAGUAAAUAACAAUAAUGUAUAUUGUUAGCUCUGAAUCCGUUUUGAUGUGGAAAGUUUGAACCUGUGAAUUACUAAGGGUAGUUAAAGAGCAACACGUGCCCUGUGGAAUAUCAUGGUUAUCUGUCAGUUCUGUUUAUUUGGGGUUUUUUUGCUCAGAUUCACAGUGUUUGUCAUUUUCUUUUUCAGUCAUUUACAUCCUGGUGACUUUUUAAAACUCAGCAGUUUUAAAUAAAGCAGUUGCCUAAAAGGGCUCUGAACAUGC